AUGGGGAACUCCGAUCUUGCGCCUGCGCAGGGCAGGUUGCUCGGCGUUGCCUCGGCGCUUGUCCGGGAGGAGAUGGCUUCAACCGGCCGUUGGAUUCGGGCUCUCACCCGGGGCAUUACAAAGAACCUGCAACUAGCUGGGAGCUGCACCUCCGUCCGGGCUGCCUCUGGCCUUUCCAAGGACAUGCUGCCAGGUCCAUAUCCCAGGACACCGGAGGAACGAGCAUUAGCAGCAAAGAAAUACAACAUGAGAGUGGAGGAUUAUGAGCCAUAUCCGGAUGAUGGAAUGGGAUUUGGUGACUACCCAAAGCUACCGGACAAGUCACAGCAGGAGCGAGAUCCAUGGUAUUCUUGGGAUGAACCUGACCUGCGAAGAAAUUAUGGUGAACCGAUGCAUUGGGAUUUUGAUAUGUUCAUUCGUAAUCGAGUUGAUACCUCCCCAAGCCCCGUGGACUGGAAUACUAUGGUUAAGCACUUUUGCGGCUUUCUAGGAUUUAUGCUCAUCAUGUUCUACGUUGGAGAAAUAUUUCCCUCCUACCAGCCAGUGGCUCCUAAACAAUAUCCUUACAACAAUCUUUACCUGGAGAAUGGAGGUUCGCCUGAUGAAGAACCACCCAAAGUGCACAACUAUGUUAUAUGAUUAUAUUUCUGUGGCAGAUUACAGGGUAUGUGUACAAUUAUGUGUACAAUGAAUAAUGGACUAAAGAACAUUAAUAAAAUUACCAUCAUAUUUAUGAAAA
This is a messenger RNA of Leucoraja erinaceus (little skate), 739 nucleotides long. RefSeq names its product NADH:ubiquinone oxidoreductase subunit B8 (gene ndufb8). The record is from RefSeq and is a predicted model, not a curated record. Bases 1 to 639 code for a protein of 212 amino acids. Gene Ontology annotation, biological process: mitochondrial electron transport, NADH to ubiquinone. The transcript is spliced from 6 exons. Gene Ontology annotation, cellular component: mitochondrion. Lineage: Eukaryota; Metazoa; Chordata; Chondrichthyes; Rajiformes; Rajidae.